Molecule: messenger RNA, 2053 nt
Organism: Sphaerodactylus townsendi
Lineage: Eukaryota; Metazoa; Chordata; Lepidosauria; Squamata; Sphaerodactylidae
Product: protein spire homolog 1-like
Exons: 16
Coding region: 1-1518 (505 amino acids)
Biological process (GO): cleavage furrow formation; Golgi vesicle transport; establishment of meiotic spindle localization
Cellular component (GO): cell cortex; cytoplasmic vesicle membrane
Molecular function (GO): actin binding
Source: RefSeq, a predicted model, not a curated record
AUGACAAGCAUAAUCCCCCGCCCCAAUCCUGACAGUUACAUCACUCAGCCGCAAAAUGAAAGACUGGAAGAUGAACUCGCAGAACUACUGGGAAAGUUGGUCUAUAAAGCUCUGGACUGGGGAAUUGAGAGCCAUAUGGAGCGAGAGUUGAGUGAGUCCUUGGAGAGGUUAAUAUCCUUUAUGCUGAAACUGAAUCAAGAGGAAACAAAGCCAGCAGUCACUUUCCAUGAUGUCAUCAAGAUCUGCGAAGACCACUUUCUCAAGCCUUCUGAAGCUGCUGAUCAUUACACAGUGAUCUGCCAAGUACUGUUUGCUGAAUACAUAGAACUUCAGAAGCUCAUGUUGACCAUACAGAGUUGCAAAGAGUAUUUAGGAAGAAUGGAUGUGGAAGACUGCUGUCCAAGGCAGAAGACUCAUGACUGGGCUGGUUUAUGGCAAGAUGUACUUGGUGGUUUGCAGAAAGGUGCGAGGCUCCACAAGGUCAUGGAGCACCCGCAACCUCAGACUCAUCUGAAACAGUGUGCCUGCUCUGUGUAUAAUGCUGUGGUAGAUGAUAUCAAAAAUAAGCACUACACCCUCCAUAAGGUAUCAACACGAGAACUGAAAGAGAGAGUCUGCCAGGCACCCAGUCUACACGAGCAGCUCAUGAGGGAAGUGAAAAAUCCCCCAAAGCUUCGAACAGUCUCUGCACAGAAAAGUAAAACUAAACAAAUAGAAGACGAUUGUGAGUUAUUCUUGAAUACUCCAUGCAAUACCUUCUUUGAUCAAAACGGUGGUACAAAGAUAGUUGUUUCAAAAGCUAAAAAGCCAAGGUUGAGUUGCAUCCAGUUAGAGUCAGAACUUAAGUUGUCUACCUGCAGUCAGAAGACAUCUACAAAAUGGUCAUUACCAACCAUUGCAGACUUGAUGGAAACAAGGUUUGCAGAACAUGUGGCUGGAACUGAGGAUUCCUGCCAAAGACACAGAUCUUCAAGGUCACAGGUUUGUCUGGCUUGUCACAAUGAGUUCUUUAUAUGGCCUUACGUAUGCCAUCUUUGUAGCAGAGUGAGCUGUAAAAAUUGCUGUGUCAAGGUGACCAUGCCAGUCAGGCCUUGUAUACGCCUGCCUCUUAAUUUUUUUAAAGUCAUAAGACUCUGUAAAGAAGACCUGACUAUGGAGGGCCAGAAAACUAUGCAGAUGUUGUAUGAAAUUGAACACUGGGAUUGUUCAAGAGUGCCUCUUGUGCUUGAACCUCACUGCUUAUCACCACCCCUUGCAUCUCGCACAAGAACCAUGAUGAAUUGGCCAUCUUUGGAUGUCUGUGUCAAAUCAUCUGUACUGGUGACACAUUUCUUUGAUUCCUCUUCAGAAGCUCGAAGUGGCAGCCACGCCAGCAAGCCUCCCUCUGACUUAUAUGCACAUACUGCCCUCCUGAGCAUAUUCUCUGAUGCACAGUUGAUUGAAGGUGCCAGUCUUGUUGACUCUCCUGGGCCCUGCAAUGAAGACAAGGAAUCUGCAAUGAAGACAAGGAAGAUGUGAAGAAAAGGACAGCACUGAUGAACAAACAAGGAUUCCUGCAUUUUCAUGUCAUGACCAACCAUAGUUCAGAAUCACAUUUAUGACCCUCCAGCAAACCAGAGUUUUUGGAAGCCAACAUUUCAAUGUCAUGACAACCUGGAAUUUAACAAAAUUACAGUUAUAACCAUGGUCUUGUAAAAUCUGAAUGCUACUAUAAUCUUUAUAUACAGUCCUUCAGCGAUGCUUAAUUCCAGAAGAAUUCCUCGGUAAGGGAAAGAGGCUGUGGACUAUAGUAUUGUGCACAGUACAUAAUAGUGUUGCUGUAUGUAUUAUCUUACUAUGUAAUUUGGACUUCAUUUAAUUGCAUGUUAAUGUGUAUGAUUUGUUUCAGCUGUGUUCCAGUUUUUUUUAUCUGGUGUUAAUUUCCAUAUCCUAAUCCUAUUGCAUUGCUUACUGACUGUACUGAUUUACACUGUAUAAUCCACUUUGAGUCUCAGUGAGAAAUGUGGACUAUAGAUAAUGUUAAUAAACACGUUAUGUGCUUCAACUACUUAAA